Messenger RNA from Diachasma alloeum, 4807 nucleotides. RefSeq lists its product as uncharacterized. The record is from RefSeq and is a predicted model, not a curated record. The transcript is spliced from 14 exons. NCBI's taxonomy places the organism in Eukaryota, Metazoa, Arthropoda, Insecta, Hymenoptera, Braconidae. The coding region runs from base 1 to 4632 and encodes 1543 amino acids.
AUGAAGAAUCACAUGGAUAGAGCCUCAAACAUUCCAGGAAACCGAGUUUAUCUCAUUUUCCUACUUGUAUCAUCAACUCUCUUGAAUAAUGGCCACAGCCUGGAUCUCACAAUUGACAACCGCCUGUUCGUCAUUCCCCCCGAUUGCUACACUAGGGUAUCAAUCGGCUCUCGUCUCGUUGAUUCCUUAGUUAUUUCAACAAUUCAAGCGAAUGCUGUUGGUGAUUGCGAAGCCGCUUGCUCGACCAACGGCACUUCCUGCGGCUCCUUUAGUUUCGGAGUUGGGAAUAGAGGGAAUGGAUCCUGCGUGUUGGGGAGCCGAGCGCCUGACGGCCAGACGGAUCUCCAACGAGACCCUAAUUACGAUGUUUAUUCCAAGGGGAAAAUUUCGCUGAGGGGGUGCCAAACGAGGGCUGGGUUGUCCUCCAGCACGACCCCAAUGAGUCCAACGUCUCCGAUGAACCAAAAUGGUCCGGGAGGGCUUGGAAAUGGAGUUGGGUUUCUUAACAUCAACGCAGAUAGACCUCAGAGAUUAUUCGGGAAUAAUAGUCUUCUCACAGCCUUUGAGAAUUCCGUUUUCAAUCGAAAUAGAAAUAAUCGCAGUGGAAUCGUCCGGAAUAUUGGGAGACCUACCUCCCCUUUCGAUUUUAUCAACGAUGAUCGACUCAGGACUUCUGAUAUUCUCUAUAACAAGAAGAAUUAUAGGAGUCAUGAGCACGAGGAGAAAUUAGGAGAGAAGUCGAAUUUCGAUGAAUGGAGCAACGAAAAAUUUAAGAACAACAACAAAUGGACCACUGGGGGGCCUUUUGGGUGGCAGGAGGUGGUCCACAACUUCAACUCCUUUCCAAUCGUCUCUGAAAACCACUUCAAGCAUCCUGAUUACAAUAAUUACGGAGACCACAACAGUAAUCCCGAUUUUUUGACAAUCGAGGAAGAGAAAUUCGGGGAUACGUUCGGGAGAAGGUUGACCCCUCACAAAAUUUUUGGGGAGUUCCCGGUAUCAACGGUUCUAAAGAAAAAUAAACCUCAAGCUGAUGAAGAUGAUUAUGUAAAUGCAUUCGAUGAUUCUUUGGGAUUCGGUCAGAGGUUGACUGAAGGAGUUGAUGCUCAUGAUUUCUGGAUUGAUCCGAGUGCAUCAAUAAAACACCCAUCAAUCCAGCAAAAUGAUGUGCCUGAUCCCAGCGCAUACGAGCCGACAAAUGAGGUAAAAGAAAUUGGCAGAAUGUGGUGGUUUAUUUGUCUUGUGACUUUAUUCAGCGAAUCUUUGUGUUUGGGUACCGUUAUUAUUGUGCGCGAUGCGGACUGUGAUGAUCCAUGUUUUCGUCGAUUGCUCUCCGGCAAAAGAAUCAUCGAUCCCUACGUAAAACGAGUGAUGGAGUGCGAGAGGCUUUACGAUUGUCAUCGGAUGUGCGAGUACGAGAGAGGAUUCACGUGUGAGGGUUUCAAUUACCGGCCCCAUCCAGGUGCGAAGGGAAUGUGCGAGUUGGUGUCGAUGCCGCCGAGCCGAGUGGACGUGAACCGAGAUUUCGUAUCAGAUCCUCGUUACGACUACUACGAGAGGGACUGGACGAGGCGAAAGUGCGAGCCCCGGAGGGACAAGCUGCGGCCAGAUCACCCAGGGGCAUCAGGAAGUUGGUGGGGCGGAGACUCCGGGGGGCGCAGACCAGGGUGGGCACCUCCACGGGGACUAGGGGGUCAGUACAUCCCUCCAGGAGUCACUCCAGCCCCUCCAACGAGUCCUGGAGCCCCUCCUUACGGCGGGACCUUCGUGGGCCAGACGAGGCUGAGCUUCGAUGUGCCCAGACCCAUCGACCACGAUCGCAGGCGCCCUGACCCCUGGGCCAGACCCGGACCCAAUGAUGUCGCUAGACCCACUCAUCCGCCCGCCCUGUCUGUGCGACCUCUCGAGGACAACUGGCCCCCCUUCCCCCAGAUGAGACCUGAGAGACCCAGACCUGAUGACUUUCAUCAGGGCGAGGGCAGGAGAUCCAUGAUGGGAUUCCCUCGGUAUCUACCCUCUAGACCCUCCGAUUAUGGCUACAGCGGCAAUGGGUACUCCUAUGGAAGACCUGGAGACGGAAUGUGGAUGGGUGCAGGGGGGAGGUAUGGACAGAAGUAUCCUAUGAGGAGGGUUGGAUACACUCCCGAUCCAGCCACAAACGAAAUUUCGCCCCACUACAUCCCCGACCGGAGGAAGCCACCAAAACCCGACUCCUCCGAGGGCUACGGUCCCUCUUACGGAGGGUAUCCUUACUCAGGACCUGAAAAGCCCCCCAUGGGACCAUUGAACCCCGAGCCACCGUAUGCAAAAACCCCUCCGGAGCACGACUCCUAUUAUGGAUCAUUCUACAAUUAUGGAAGUGCCUAUGGAUACUCUGAUAGACCUGUAGCCCCCAAAAUAUCGCCAGCGCCUCCUCCUCGCAGAGACUGUUCGGUCAGAUCUGCUGGCGGAUUUCGGCUCGCCAGGGGGAUUAUCAGGAAGAGUUAUCUCACCGCUAAUUUAGGACAGUGUGAGAGUUUGUGUCAGGGUCAGAAAGAAUUUACUUGCUUGACAUUUGCUUAUAGAUAUAAUCUAGCUGCAACAGCACCCUCAGACAACUGCCUCCUCUCGGACGCACCCUUCGAGAAUCUUGUUUUCUACACUGACCUCGAGCCAGACCGCGAUUACGACAUCUACGCGAUGGCAAAGGCAAAGUGGUGUGAGACGCGCGGAAGACCGUCAUCCAGUCCCAGGCGACCGCGUCCGCCGGAUGAGUGUUUUUGGAGGGUUCGGACUGGAUUUGGAAUGCCUCCCUCGGUGGUGAAGAAGCCCACGAGGGUGGAGGGGAUGGGGGAGUGCCAGGUCGAGUGCGUUCAUGCGAGGGAUUUCACUUGCAGAAGUUUUGUCUUCAGAUACGAUUCUCGCUCGAUAAGUGGCCUCCCCAACUGUUACCUGAGUGACUGGCCAGCGGUCGAAAUAGACCCCCACAAAAUGCAGGACAUGGACGGCGCCGAACUCUACGAAAGAGGUAGUUUCGGUCGUGGCUGUGAGCCCCAUCCCCCAAUUCCCUCAGCCCCGAAUCGCCCGGCCCUAGACUACAAACCCUCCCGCACCGACGAAGCGUCCUGUUAUGCUGGUUACGACAGACCCUGCAAAUUAACACCUUAUGCUAUUAUAUUGACGGCUAAGGUGGACUCGGAAGCUGAUUGUCGGAAGAAAUGCACUGUCAUGAGGGAGAAUAUGGGGAGGGAUUCACCACCUUGUAUGUCUUUUAGUUAUAAAAUUUCUGGUGACACUGACGGAGACAACUGCCACAUGAGCGACGUCCCAACUCGAGACCUCCGCCCAGGUCUCGACUACACCCACGACGAGGACUACUCCCUCUACGUCUUCAAAGAGCUCGAGCCCAAGUGUUCCCCCCUGGACGACUACGACGCCCCCAGCUACAUUCCGCCGACGCCUGGAGACCUCCCCCCUGCGCCACGACCUCCCAAGCCCUACGAGAAGCCAGAAGACCCCUAUUACUACGAAGUAAACGCCCCAGACCACAGCAAACCGGGAGAUUCAGCCCUGGGUUACCACUACCCCGUCCCCCACGCCAAGCCGAGCUUCCCCCAGGACGAGCGCUUCUUCUUCCCCCCAGAGUUGACAGUCUUCAACCAUUACACGGUGAGCGGUCACCCCUGCAAAAGAGGAACGAAAUGCGAGAGGCACCCUGAGGCUGGGUUCUGGUCCUGCCAGACCGAGGGCUCUGAACCAGACUCCUGGGACUACUGCUGCGAGCCCUCACACCAGUGCGGCUUCUCCCAGGGGUUCCGGUACCCCUGGUGCUACGUGGGGGCCUCCAAGGAACAGUGGAGACCCUGCAGUGAGCGGUAUUUCCCGUAUUCUUCGAAACCGACAGGACCGAGACCUUCUAGACCCAUCUCUCCUAGACCACAUUUUACGAAGUGCGAGUACGAGGUCGAAUGUGGCGGGAGACAUUGGCCUGUGGCCGUGCUUCAUGGUGAAGCUCCACCAACUCAUGGAUGGGAAAUAUCACCCGGCCCCAUUCCUAACGGCACAGACUCAGUCGCUCUAGCUAAUAAUCACAAUCAUCGUGAAUCAAAUGACUCCGAUGAAGUCACACCUCCAGUGAAGUCGAUUGAAGAGCCCAAAAACGGUACCAACUCGUCCACUGGAAGUGUGAAAAAAAGAAGAACUGAGGAGGUUCUUCUCCUGCCCCUGAAAAUUUUCCCCAGUGACAAGGCUGACGAAUCCGAGUACCAAAGGGCGAAUUCCAGGUUCAAACCCCUCCACACUUCCAACUCUUCGCUGACUGCUGUCUCCAGGAACGACAACAGUCCGCAGUUUUUCAUCACCAAACGGUUGAACGCAGCCUUGUCGACCCAGGAGAGCGAGAGACCGAAGACCAGGGGAGCAGUGGGAAAAAUCGAGAGAAUAGAGAGACCCAAUGAAGGAAGGGAGGAGGGUCAACGACUCGUCACUGUGACAAGCAGACCACGACCAGCUGAACCUCAUGAUUUGAAAAUUCACGUUCCAGUAAUAUCUGUUGUUGUGUCUAAUGCCACAUCCGUUAUUCCGAAUUCUACGAGGCACUGGGUGAGGAUGGAGACUAUUGACAGUGGGAGGGAUGGGUCUAGGUCCCUGUGAUGGUGCUUUAAUCAUUACUAUUUUAGUUUAUGAGAGAUUUUUUAUGAACGAAACGGGAUUUUGUGUACAACGAAUCUGUUUAGGUUUUAGAUUAUUCAAUAGUUUUUAUAAUUGCGUAGUGCAUAGUUUUGAUGUAAGAUUAAGAAAAUUAAAAUUUAGGAUUUUUCAACUUUCA